AUGGGCGACUUUGAGGCGACCAAAACGGCCGCUGACGUCCGGGAGCGUCCCCUGAAAGAACAUUCAGACAUUGCCAGAGAUGGCCCUCAGACCAACCAACCUGAGGCCCCCCAGCCGGCUAUUGCGAGCUUCUUCUCCAGACGCAGGGGCCGUGAUCUCGAGGAGAUUGCCACCCAGCCCUCAGUAUAUGAUGACCCAAAGCUAGCACCGUAUUUCCAACCGAAUCCGAAGUAUGAGAACCUGCAUCGAUUCGACCCUGAUUUCAAGUGGAAAUGGGGAGAGGAAAAGCCUUUGAUCCGUAAAAUUGACUGGAGGGUCACCAUUUGGGCGGCACUCGCUUUCUUCGCGCUGGAUCUCGAUCGCAGUAAUAUCAGUCAGGCUAAUACAGAUAACUUCCUCGAUGACAUGGGAUUGGAUACUAAUGAUUAUAACCUGGGACAAACGCUGUUUAAGGUGGCGUUUCUGAUAGCCGAGCUGCCAUCUCAGCUCGUCAGUAAAAAGAUAGGUCCGGAUCGAUGGAUUCCAGCUCAAAUGUGCCUCUGGAGCAUUGCCUCAGCUGCUCAAUUUUGGCUCAACAGCAGAGCAUCAUUUCUAGCUUUACGAGUGAUAAUUGGAGUUCUUCAAGGCGGGUUUAUUCCUGAUAUUAUUCUGUAUCUUUCAUACUUCUUCAAAAGCGACGAACUCCCUUUACGUCUAGCUAUCUUUUGGAUGGCGAACAGACUGACGGAUGUCGUUUCUCCAUUGAUUGCAUAUGGUGUCUUGCAUAUGCGUGGAACUCACGGCCAGGAGGGAUGGAGAUGGCUGUUCCUCAUUGAGGGCCUUAUCACCCUGAUCAUCGGCAUCUGGUCAAUCUUCCAGAUGGCGCCAUCUCCCACACAGACAAAGGCAUGGUGGCGACCGCAUGGUUGGUUCAACGAGUACGAAGAAAAGAUUAUGGUGAACCGCAUCCUCCGCGACGAUCCAUCCAAGGGCGACAUGCACAAUCGCCAGGCGAUCACGCCAAAGCUGCUGUGGAAAUCGCUCUGCGAUUUCGAUCUCUGGCCCAUUUAUGCCAUCGGCCUGACAUUUGGCAUCCCUCCUUCUCCGUCGGAUCAGUAUCUUACUUUGACCCUGCGCGGACUCGGGUUUGAUACCUUCAACUCUAACUUGCUGAGUAUUCCGGCUCAGAUUAUAACUACAAUUAAUAUGUUGAUCUUGACAUACAUAUCCGUGAAAUGGAACCAGCGGGCGUGGCUCGGUCUAUUCACACAGUUCUGGUUUCUUCCGUGUCUUGUCGCCUUAGCCGUUUUACCUGAGGGAACUCCUCGCUGGGGCUCAUAUGCACUCGUCACUGUGAUUCUAUCAUACCCAACCCCGCAUGCAAUGCAAGUCGGAUGGUGCAGUUCGAACUCCAACACCGUCCGGACACGGACUGUCUCAGCAGCUUUAUACAAUAUGAUGGUGCAAGUACAGGCGAUUAUAGCCUCGAAUAUCUACCGCGAGGACGACAAACCGCUCUACCGUCGGGGAAACCGUGUUCUCAUUGGGAUUAACUGUUUGAAUGUCGUCCUGUAUCUUUUCGCGAAGUGGUAUUAUGUGAAUAGGAAUAAACAGCGUGAGAAGGUAUGGGGGGGUAUGACUCCAGAGGAGAAGGAAGAGUAUCUGAACACGACGACCGAUCAGGGGAACAAGAGGUUGGAUUUCCGGUUCGCUCACUAG
Messenger RNA from Aspergillus puulaauensis, 1698 nucleotides. RefSeq lists its product as uncharacterized. Gene Ontology annotation, molecular function: transmembrane transporter activity. Lineage: Eukaryota; Fungi; Ascomycota; Eurotiomycetes; Eurotiales; Aspergillaceae. The transcript has 12 exons. Gene Ontology annotation, biological process: transmembrane transport. Bases 1 to 1698 code for a protein of 565 amino acids. The record is from RefSeq and is a predicted model, not a curated record. Gene Ontology annotation, cellular component: membrane.